This is a messenger RNA of Penicillium pulvis, 2043 nucleotides long. RefSeq lists its product as uncharacterized. The transcript is spliced from 3 exons. Bases 1 to 2043 code for a protein of 680 amino acids. The record is from RefSeq and is a predicted model, not a curated record. NCBI's taxonomy places the organism in Eukaryota, Fungi, Ascomycota, Eurotiomycetes, Eurotiales, Aspergillaceae.
AUGCCCCUAUUCAAGAAAUCCAAGGCGCCUGCGAAUCAGCCAAGUCGCUUUUCCGCCCGCUCUGUCGAGAAUCUGGUCCACCCCGCGCUGACUCCACCGGACCACAACUCCAACUACGUGGACCGCCACCCUUCAGAUCACCGCCUCACCUACGAGGCAUCCUCCGGCCCUCCAUCAACUCAAAACCUGGCUCAACCGUCAUUGCGUCGCGCUCAGAGCCUACGUCAGCAACAACAGCAGCAGCAACCACAGCGCGACCGACAGAACCCUGAGGAUUCACAGCCUCGUCGGAAAAAGGCCGGGGGCAUAUUUCAGCGCCCAACCUCCGGCUUUAUUGAUCGCAAUUCCUCCGUCAAAGGGAUCAGACAGGUUUCGCAGCCCCUCUCGCAGCCAAGCUCCCCCCGACACGCCCCACCCUUCGAUACGCAAGAUCAACAUCAGAACAUAUACCCAGAGGACGAGUCUCCAACAGACCCGCCCGCUUAUGAACCGCGGUCGGCAUCACUAGCCUACCAGCAGCAGCACCUACAACACUCUCAACGAUCCCUGCAUCAAUCCCACCCUUCCGUCAGUAGUGAUAUCCAGGAUUGGACACAACAGUCAGAACCACAACAGGGACAGCUCCUUAUUCCCCCAGGGCUCGAACGCACCAAUACCGAUCCAACGUUGGUCCAGCAAUACGGCCGACCCUCACCGACUGAGCGAACCCCGGAUUCUCCACGCUACCUCCCUGACCACGGCCACCGGGGUCCGACGCUGUCUCGCCCUGAGCACGAUCUGGUAUUAAAUACUUCCCGGCCCCCUUCCCGGCAGACUUACGAGUCCCUUUCCCCAAGUCGUCAGCAAAACCCUCCUGACGCCAUGCAGCAGGCCUCACAGGCGACACCACAGGCCCAAUCCACUGAUCGAUCGGGGCAAGAGCGCAGGGGAAGCACCGCCCAGAACAUGCCAACAGAACACACCCGGAACACGCCAGCUGGGCCACGGACGCGCGAUGACUUGGAGAACCUUGAUGUUCGGGCAUUGAUUCAGAAACAUGAUGAACUACAGAGUAAAUACUCCAAGGUGAAGCGUUACUAUUUCGAGAAGGAGGCACAGGUUCAGCAUCUCCAGAACACCGUCGCACACCAACGGAUGGCUGUUUCUCGCACUGUGCUCGAUGACAAUGAAUAUACAAACCGAUUCCAGCGACUGGACGGAGCCAUCAAGGACCUAGCAUUCUCCGUGCGGAAGGACUGGCGGAUCAUUCCCACAUGGCUGCAUGGUCUUGUAACGGACGAUGCCCUGACGGUGGGAACAAAAGAAAUGAUGGCGUUAGGACGUGCAGUAGUCAGUCGCUGGUUGAUGGAAGAGGUAUUCCAACGGCACUUUCAUCCAGGGCUGGACCCUGGUCUGAGUAUUCAACUGAAGUCGAUCGAGAUGAACCUGCGACGACAGCAGAUGCGACCAGUCACAGACGAGGACCGUGAAAAUGCCAUUGCCAAACUCUCCAACUGGCGCCGCACUACCUUCGACGGUCUAGGUGAUACCCUGGCGAACCCCACCGCCCAGGAGCACCGCGCCGAAUUGAUCGAGCAUUUGACUGUGGAGCUAGCUACCUUCCUCAGCACACAGCUGCAAGACCAAGCACUCCCAGGACUGGAGGCCGGUGUGCGUAUGAUCAUCGAGAACACCAUCAACAUCAUCGAAAAGAUACCGCUAGAGGCCCGUGAUGUCUGCGUCGAGUACUUCCCACCCAACAUCUCCUUCCACGAUAACUACAUGAAGGUUGAAGGUCAACUGCCACCACUCACGCACCAACCCCCUCCGCCAGCGGAUCUGGAAGUCGACGAUGAAGGCGAUUCUUCGCCGGCCUCGAACUCCACGGGACCUUGCGCAGACGGGGCACCCCCGCCCCACGCGAACCUCGGAGAAGCGGGUGGAGAAAAGACAGAGCAGGCUGAGCCAUCUCGCAUCCGCUUCGCCUCAUUCCUCACCGUCGAAGUACGCGGCAAGGGACCUGCGACUGUCCUGAUUAAAGCGCCGGUAUGGCUGAUCGAGUGA